CUGGAAUAAUGGAGGACUGCCUUUUCCACCCGGACUGAUGAUGUCUGUAUUUCUACUCUACUACCUGUUCUGAGAAAAAAAAAAACUCGUCAACAUUUCAGCGUGUGUGAGUUCGUGUUUGGCACUUGAGAAUUAUUUAGUUUGUUGGAAAGUAGGAGUAACUCUUAAGUUUGGGCACAAUAAACUGAUGGUCAGCAACAAGCCAUGUUUGCUAGUUGACUAGCCGAGAGCGGAGGCAGCUGUCAGAUCCGAGUCCGCUACACACUUAGCGGUUGUUCUACUUUCAAUAAAAGAGUAUCUGGUUUGAUAGGACGACUUGCACUGUCUAUAAAUGUUAGCUAAUUACAGUUUACUCCUGAAUAUGACAGCGGUUUAGUUCUUAUUGACCAUACUUUUAAUUCCUGAGACGCAGAGCAGUUAGCAUGUUAGCUAGCGCACUAACGUUAGCUAAAUAUGUUUCAGAGGAGCAGCGCUGUCAGUGGGCCACGGUGUGUGACAGACGUGGUGUUCAGCCAAUCACAGACUGAGCAUCAUAAUUAGUCAGGAUUGUGUCCAAUCAUCGUUACGCGGCGGGCCCCCAUGUAUUCUGGGUUUUCUUAGUAAAGUCCGUAAUGCAAGAGUUUAGAGUAUGUUGCCUGUUAGCUCAAAGUUGAACAUCUUCCCGGUUGGUCAACUCUACACGGAAAAGACCAAUAAGUUGGAAGUCAAAGAAAGAAGCCCAAGAUGACUACAGACACGCCGGCCCCAAGCGUGGGCUCCAGGAUAAUGACCUUCAACCCCUCCAAAGAGGAGUUCAAGGACUUCAGCCGGUACAUUGCCUAUAUGGAGUCACAAGGAGCACACAAAGCUGGAAUGGCAAAAGUUAUUCCACCCAAAGGCUGGAAACCUAGACGGACGUACGACGAUAUCGAUGACCUGGUGAUCCCCGCUCCCAUCCAGCAGGUGGUGACCGGCCAGUCAGGACUCUUCACCCAGUACAACAUCCAGAAGAAGCCGAUGACUGUCCACGAGUUCCGCAAGACCUCCAACAUGGACAAGUUCUGCAAUCCCAGAUACGUGGACUUUGACGAGCUGGAGAGGAAGUUUUGGAAGAACCUGACCUUCAACCCACCCCUUUAUGGGGCUGAUGUCAGCGGGACUCUGUAUGAUCCAGAUGUGACCGAGUGGAACAUCGGCCACCUCAACACCAUUCUGGACACCGUGGAGAACGAGAGCGGGAUCAAGAUUAAAGGAGUCAACACACCGUACCUGUAUUUCGGGAUGUGGAAGAGUGCCUUCGCGUGGCACACAGAGGACAUGGAUCUGUACAGCAUCAACUACCUGCACUUUGGAGAGCCAAAGUCCUGGUACGUCGUCCCACCAGAGCAGGGGAAAAGACUGGAGCGACUUGCCAAAGGUUUCUUUCCAGGGAACGCUCAGGGCUGUGAAGCCUUCCUGCGCCACAAGAUGACUUUAAUUUCACCCUCAAUCCUGAAAAAAUAUGGCAUACCGUUUGAGAAGGUCACUCAGGAGGCUGGGCAGUUCGUCGUGACAUUCCCGUUUGGGUACCAUGCUGGUUUCAACCACGGCUUCAACUGUGCCGAGUCAACCAACUUCGCCACCCAGCGAUGGAUUGAUUACGGCAAACAGGCCACACUGUGUUCCUGUCGUCAGGACAUGGUGAAGAUCUCCAUGGACGUGUUUGUACGCAAAUUUCAGCCCGACCGCUACAAACUGUGGAAGGCAGGGAAAGACAACGCUGCCAUCGACCACUCCAAACCCACACCGGAGGCUGCUGAGUUUCUCAAAGAAGACGAGAGCGAGCCUCCACAAGAGGCUCCCAGUGAAGCUGGAUCCGAGGAGCCCAUUACUCCUGUCCUGGAGGACAACAGUCCAAAGCCUCAGACUGGGACAAAGCGCCAGCUCGAAUCUAUUGAAGCCUUCGAAGACGUCAAACCUGAGCUGACGGUGAAGGACACGAGGACGGAAGAGGUGGAGCCAAAGAAGGCCAAGCUGUCACGCAAGGAGUCUCCGACUAAAGUCAAGCCAGACAAAGACACAGUGAAGGUCAAGACUGAGCCUAAGAAGGACAAAGACACCAAGCCUCAGACUAAAUCUCAGUCCAAUGCCAGCGCUAAGAAAACUUCAAACAGACAAAGUGCGUCAAAAAAAGAGAAGAACGGUGUGUCGGCUGCAGACGCGUGUCCUCCAGAGCCCGUUGAGAGCCGGGCGGGGGCCCCGUGCUCCCAGGAGGAGGAGGAGCCUCGGCUGGGCAGCAGCUGCAGCCCGGCGCAAAAGCUGUUCCAGAGGACGCUGAGCCCAGCGGACGUCCUGCACGUUCACAGCUACGCUAAAGGAGACUACGGAGAGGGAGAAGCCCCGCCCAAGGAAGACAAGAAGAGCGAGGACAGUGACGAUGAGACGGAGAAAGACAACAGACAUGUUAGCAAAGCACAGGUAGCAGAAGCAGUGGCAGGAGAUGGAGAGCCAGAGAGUGAUCUAGGACAGCUGCCAGGCCACCAUCCGCUCAUCAAGGACGGCAUGAGUGAUGAAGAGGCUCCGGAGGAGGCCCCCCCAGUGGAGGAGGGUGGUCUGGAAGGGGAGAGCUGGGCUAAACCUCUGGCUCACCUGUGGCAGAGCAGACCUCCCAACCUAAAGAAAGAGAGGCUGUACAACCAGCGCAUGGGAUCCAAAGCUCCAUAUUGCUCCAUCUGUACGCUGUUCCACACAUACCAGCAGACUGAAUGUGCGAGCGGCGUAGACGGUCCCGUCAUGGUGGGCAGUGGGCGGAUGCGGACCAAGCCUCUGAUCCCGGAGAUGUGUUUCACCACCACCACAGAGGAGGACUCUGAGUGUGAGGAGCAGCCCGUCACGCCUCACCUGGAGGAAGACGGAACCAGCCUCCUCAUCAGCUGCUCUCAGUGCAGCAUCCGGGUUCACACCAGCUGUUACGGUGUGGAUCCUGCCAGUGUGAGCAAGGAGUGGAAAUGUGCGCGCUGCAAGUCCAACGCCAUGACUGAGAAUUGCUGUUUGUGUUCACUGAGAGGUGGAGCCUUGCAGAAAGCCAACAACAACAAGUGGGUACAUGUGCUGUGUGCAGUGGCUGUGCUGGAGGCCCGCUUUGUCAACAUCACUGAAAGAAGUCCUGUGGAUUUAAGUGGAAUCCCUUUGCAGAGAUUUAAACUGAAAUGUUACUACUGUAAGAAAAGGAUGAAGAAGGUGUCCGGCUGCUGCGUGCAGUGCUCCCACGGCCGCUGUCCCACCGCCUACCACCCCACCUGUGCCCAGGCUGCCGGUGUACUCAUGCAGCCUGAUGAAUGGCCCUUUGUGGUGCAUGUCACCUGCUGUCGACACAAAGGCCCCACUCAGAUUGAGCGCAAUAAAGCAGCCAUGCACGAGCUGACUGUGGGACAGAAGGUGAUAUGCAAGCACAAGAACGGCCGCUACUACCAGUGUGACGUGGUGCAGCUGUCUAAAGAGACGUUCUACGAGGUCAACUUUGAUGACGGUUCCUUCAGCGACAAUCUCUUCCCUGAAGACAUCGUGAGCCGUGACUGUGCUCAGCUCGGACCGCCACCUCAGGGUGACGUGGUUCAGGUGCGAUGGACAGACGGCCUGGUGUAUGGGGCCAAAUUUGUGGCAGCACAUACCAUCCACAUGUAUCUGGUGGAAUUCGAGGAUGGGUCGCAGCUAACGGCCAAGAGAGACGACGUCUACUCUCUGGAUGAGGAACUCCCCAAGAGAGUCAAAUCCAGACUGUCUAAAGCGUCAGACAUGAGAUUUGACGGAAUCUUUGAAGAGAAGGAGAUCAUCAAGCAGUCAAAGAGGCAGAGAGUGAUCAACUCGCGCUACAGGGGGGACUACAUAGAGCCUGUGAUUUACAGAACCAUCAUGGAGUAGCCAUCACUCCCUGUCCGCUCACACACACACACACACACACACACACACACACACACACACACCACCAGCACUGACAGAAUGAACUGUGCUCACUGUUACCUUAACAUAGCAGCUAGCCACUAGAGAGUGUAGCUCCAGAUGACUUCCUUCAGGACCCGCUUGGACUGUUCUAAAUUUUUUUUUCUUCUUCUCAUUCAUCCAUCUUUGUUAAUUCAAACAAGAGUUUUGAUGUGGUUUGUCUGCGAUCAAAGAAACAGCAGGAUUUGUCAUUUCAGUUUUCUUUCCAUAGGAUUGCAUACACAGUGCAGUAGGCUGAGGUCCAACCCCAGCAGGACACAGAAGUAGGAAGCAAUACAAAGAAUGGCAUUUGUUCAACAAAGUAGCAUUUUGAUUUUAAUGUUAAAUGAAUUGCUCCUAAGUAAACAUUUCAAUUACCACAUACUUAUUUAAGUUUAAAGAGAACAUCUUCUUUGUCUUAUUUCUUUCCUGCUGCCAUUAGUGGCUAUGAUACGGAGCCUGACGGGUAUCAAUGGUGGUUCUGAUUUAUUUAAGUAAAAUUACUAAAGUUGAGCCUUCACAUGGCUGAAUAAAUUAACAUUCUAAUUGCAAUUAUUCCUUGAUUCCUCUUUUUUGCUUGGAAAAGAAAAAGAUUAAAACAAUACAUGUUUAUUCAUUUUCUUUUUAUUUGACUUGGCUGAUUAAUUGACUCACCAUUCAGCUCUAAAGAAGUUACCCUGAUACCCGCCACGCUCUGUAUUCUGAGGAGGCUCCAUCUGCCAUGCUAAUUUGAUGAAACACAACUUUAUUUAUGCAUAUGCACCAUGUGAUCAUUUUAAAUAAUUAAGUCCUUAAAGCUAAAUAUUAAAGACAAGGCCACAAUAUUACAGAAUAAUGCAGGACCCUAAAUGUGUAGUACUAUAUUGGUGGAUUACUAUUAGCUCGCUAGGCUAAAUUGGCUACACACUGUCUUUUGCUCUGUCUACUCCAUUAGAAUAGAAUCGGAGUAGAACAGACAUUCACAUUCAAAUCAAUGUAGCAGGAUGGUCAGAGCAGCAGUCAACGUCCACAUCAACUAAACCCACUUAUUGCAUGCAAGUGGUGGACUCACUGAGGUGAGGUUUUGCAGUAACGACUAAGACGAGCAGUGGAGUAGUAACUUUACAAAAAUCAAUAAGUAAUAUUUAACAACUUAAUGCUUCAUCCACACUCUCCUGUCACAGCAUAGGAAAAGACAAUGCUAUCAACAGAUAAGUGUAGCAUUAAAGUAUGAUAGAAUUAGCUAGUCAGCUAACUAGCGGACGGCUGUCGAGACAGCUUGUUUGGUAGUUCCACCACUGGUUACAGAAAAUGAGCAGAACAGCGGGUUGGUGGGCAGCGACAGCUCUGGGUCUUCAGGGUCCCUCCACCUCACUGCCCGUCUCUUUCUGGAGAAAGACAAGCUAACUAGCUAACUAGCCAGCCAUCUGUGUCCGGAGCUGCGUCCGCUCUCUUCCCGGAAAACUGCGACAACACUCUACAGCCUCACUGGCGUGUUGUCACCAUAAUAACUAACAAAAAUCGCCAUUUUCUUUUAUACUAAUCGAAUAACCAUGGAAAACAGUACGUUGUCCAUUUUAAUCCAAUUCUAUUUCUAGGGUCUGCUCCCAAUGGAUAUUGAUUAUCUACUUGAAACACAAUGAAAGACUUGGAUGAUCCACAUAGUCAGAGCAAGACCUUUCUUUACAUAGGAACAGUCCUAUUUUAGACAUACUGAGCUCCAGAGCGGAAUGCUGCAGACUUUACAUUAACAAUUUAAAAGUUUUUUACUGAAUAGUUUUGUUGUUUGAAAGAAUCCCCCUACAACUUCUCACACCUGCGAGUAGAAACAUUUACCCCAGCAUUCCGGACGACAUGAUUGUGACAAAUGGAUACAAAAAAUAUGAAUAAUAUAUGGAUGGAAUAUUUCUUUAAGUAGGAGCAAUGCCAUUUAAUCCACUGAUGCCUCCUCUUUAACUAUAACAAUGAUCUGCAUUCCUUUACAUUUCAUUUAGUUGAGCUUGUUUUUACCAGCCUAUUGAUUAAGGUGCUUUGAGAAGUCCACCCCUGCAUUACACAACACUGUGGACGUUGAGGUUGUUGAUGUAUACGUCUAUUUUUUCUACAGUAUAUAGACAAAUUUUAAAGAACCCAUUCAGAUUUUGUAUGCGCUUUGUCCACCCAAUUGAACACUCUCCUACUGAAAGUUGUGCAUCGCACUUUUAUUUAAGUCCAGUUUUUGAGGACGUAUAAAUAUAUAUAUUUUUUGCUGCCAUUACUUAUUUGUAAAAGAAAAAAAAAACGUUUUCGAAUGUUGAUUGUAAGUUUAUAAAAUGUCUUACGGAUUGCGCGCCCCUCAACCUCAUUGGUCACAUUGCACUAGUUACCGGGACAUGGUGGCCUUCGGAUGUCAUCAUUUACCUGUGAACUCGUUCUUGUUGCGACUGCGGACAGAGGAACAGUUAUCCGCUGCCUGUUUCAAUCAGUCCAGUGGAGAAUACAUUUAUUUUAUUCAUAGAGUAUCAACAGAGUUGUACAUGGGGAGGGGGGAUUUUCUAUUCUAUUUUAUUGAGUUGUUUUGUAAAACAUGUUCUAUGUGUAUCUUUCACAGAAACCUGUGAAGUGUAAAUGUCAUGUAGUCUAUUUUAAGAUGUUACCCGUUGACCCAGGAGAGGAGCUGUCUGUUCUCGUUGUCUUCUCCUGAAGAGAAAGAACUGAAGCUAUUUGUAAAAUGAAUUUGUUCGUUUCAGUAAAGAAAUUUGCUUCAGUGCUA
Messenger RNA from Anarrhichthys ocellatus (wolf-eel), 6667 nucleotides. RefSeq names its product lysine (K)-specific demethylase 4A, genome duplicate a (gene kdm4aa). Gene Ontology annotation, molecular function: histone H3K9 demethylase activity; histone H3K36 demethylase activity. The transcript is spliced from 22 exons. Gene Ontology annotation, cellular component: nucleus; chromatin. NCBI's taxonomy places the organism in Eukaryota, Metazoa, Chordata, Actinopteri, Perciformes, Anarhichadidae. The coding region runs from base 724 to 3879 and encodes 1051 amino acids. Gene Ontology annotation, biological process: regulation of gene expression; chromatin remodeling. The record is from RefSeq and is a predicted model, not a curated record.